AUUGGCACAAGUGCGAAAAUGAGUGUGGAAAUCUCUCAAGGCGCUCAGCUUAUAAAUUUUGCAAUUCCUCCAGAAUCGCCACAAGUGAUUAUAUCAAUUCAUCUGGGUGGUCAUGAUUAGACAAUGGAUUUUACCACUUUGCCUGUUCGUUCUCCACAUUCCCUUCAGUGCCGCCAAAUCAUGCACAAUUCGUGUCCCAGAAGACAUUCCUCACGAUGGCGAACCGAUUUAUCUCAACCCAGAUGAAUCAGGCUUCAGGAUCACCGGAAAGGUGACUAAGAUCGAGUCUCUGUCUGUCUUCUGUCCCGGCAGGACGAUCGAGAGUGUUCCUUGCCAGCGCGAUGGACACUCUCUGUUGGUGGCACAGAAGAAGUGCAAAGGAAGGAUUCUGAGUGAAUUGCUGGACACGAGAGAAAAGUGCGGGAAAUCCGGAACGCUGAUUGAGAUUGGUUUCCAAUUACCCUCGAAGCAUUUCUACUCGAUCUACAGCUCGUGCUUCGACAGGAAGAGUCUUAGCCCACUCUACACGCAUCACGUGCUGAACGGAAAGGGUGUGAAAUAUCGCGUGAAGCAGCCCAGAAAAACAUUCCGCGAGGGCAAAGGCGUCUACAUCGGCGUCAACAUGGAUGAGCUGUACAAAGGUCAGCUGGAGCGCUUCCGGAAGCUCUUCGGCGCCAAGCAGCAAUUCGUCCUGUCGUCCAAAACGUCGCAGCUCUUCCUGUCGCGCGGCCACUUGAGUCCCGAGGCGGACUUCACCUUCGGCACGGAGCAGCACGCCAGCGAGAUGUACGUGAACACGGCGCCGCAGUUCCAGAGCUUCAACGCCGGCAAUUGGCUGCGCGUGGAGAGCCGCGUGCGCGCCCUGGCCAACGCACUGCAGGACGAUCUGCAUGUGUUCACGGGUGUCCUGGACGUGCUGCAGCUGGCCAACCGCAAGGUCUUUCUGGGCAACGGUGUCGUGCCCGUGCCGGCGCUGUUCUGGAAGGCCGUGUUCCACGUCAAAACCUCCGCGGCGAUCGUCUUCGUGGGCGCUAACAAUCCGCACGCAGAGAACGGUGCUCCGUCUGUCUGCAAGGAUGUCUGUGCGGAGGCAGGAUUCGCGGAGAAUAGUUUCUCCAACUCCACUCUGGGCAUCACCAUCUGCUGCGCCCUCAAGAACUUCGUGAAGCAGUCCAAAGUCGUCCUGCCCAGAGACAUUGAAGGCCGAAAGAUGCAGCAUUUCACCAAAUUGCUCACAUCCGCCGAAGGGAGAAACGGCAAUUAAGCAACAAGGAUUUCUUUCUAAAUAUGUUGCUGAGUCCACAAUUUUCUCCAAUUCGGCAUUUGAUGGAAAAUAUGUGAUAAAGUCUGGAAUUGAGGGAAUUAAAUGAAAAUUCAGGC
Molecule: messenger RNA, 1380 nt
Organism: Phlebotomus argentipes
Lineage: Eukaryota; Metazoa; Arthropoda; Insecta; Diptera; Psychodidae
Exons: 2
Coding region: 113-1264 (383 amino acids)
Biological process (GO): apoptotic DNA fragmentation
Cellular component (GO): nucleus; mitochondrial inner membrane
Molecular function (GO): single-stranded DNA endonuclease activity; RNA endonuclease activity; nucleic acid binding
Source: RefSeq, a predicted model, not a curated record